Molecule: messenger RNA, 854 nt
Organism: Hippoglossus stenolepis (Pacific halibut)
Lineage: Eukaryota; Metazoa; Chordata; Actinopteri; Pleuronectiformes; Pleuronectidae
Gene: hoxb5b
Product: homeobox B5b
Exons: 3
Coding region: 1-831 (276 amino acids)
Biological process (GO): regulation of transcription by RNA polymerase II; anterior/posterior pattern specification
Cellular component (GO): nucleus
Molecular function (GO): DNA-binding transcription factor activity, RNA polymerase II-specific; RNA polymerase II cis-regulatory region sequence-specific DNA binding
Source: RefSeq, a predicted model, not a curated record
AUGAGCUCUUACUUUGUAAACUCGUUCUCAGGGCGCUAUCCAAAUGGCUCCGACUAUCAGUUACUAAAUUAUGGGACUAACGGCGCUGUGAGCGGCUCCUUCAGAGACCCUGGCACCAUGCACUCCGGGUCCUUCGGCUACAACUACAAUGGCAUGGACCUAACGGUGAACCGCACCAACACCGGCGGCCACUUCGGGGCCGUGAGGGAGGAUGCCCGGGGAUUCGGGCCGGACGCCCGCUACAGACAGACGCCCAACUGCUCGCUCACGUCCCCAGAUCCGGUGCCGGCGUCGUGCGCCACGGCCGGCCGGGAUCCGCUGGAACUAAAAAGCCCCUCUCCCCCGCUCGACCGGGGCGCGACCUCGGGCGGCGGCGCGCUGAACAAAAGCAACAACGCUCAUUUCACGGAGAUCGAGGACCCAACCGUCGCGUCCGAGACCGAGGAGGGCCAGCAGCAGCAACAGCAGCAGCAGCAGCAGCAGCAGCACCAGGAACCCAACGCCACCUCCUCCACUCCCACAUCUAACGAUUGCCAAACGCCACAAAUAUUCCCCUGGAUGCGGAAACUGCACAUAAGCCAUGAUAUGACUGGACCUGACGGGAAAAGGGCCCGAACCGCGUACACCCGGUACCAGACGCUAGAGCUGGAGAAAGAGUUUCACUUCAAUAGGUACCUAACCCGACGGCGGAGGAUAGAGAUAGCCCACGCCCUGUGUCUCUCCGAAAGACAGAUCAAAAUCUGGUUUCAGAACCGCAGGAUGAAGUGGAAGAAGGACAAUAAACUGAAAAGCAUGAGCCUUGUGACGGGAGGCAGCGCCUUCCACAACUGAAUAACUUUUUUUUUUUUUUUGAA